CCGGUGUCCCUUUAUUAGCUUCAUUUAUUGGUUGUGGUAAUAGCGAGGAAGAGAUGUCACAUUUUAUCUGUCAGCAAAAGAAAUCAACAUAGAGUCUUGUUUCCAACCUGAAAGGCUUUGUAGCCAAAUGAAGUUGUAAUUUUAGAACAGAAUUCGAAGGCCAAAUGUUCUUCUCUUUGCUUUUAGCAUUGUGGAUGACCUAUGGCGUUGCGGGUAAGUAAUGUCGAAACGCACUUCGCCGCCUUGGCACUUGCAUUACGCGAAUGUUUCUACUCGCAUGUCCGUGAGGUUCCUUCACCAUUCCAACCUUGGUCAUCCCCGGGUGGGGAAAAUUGGCGGUUGCAACUGAAAUAAGCAAAUGUUGAGGAAACUCAAUGGAGAAACAAUUUCGCUGAAGCGUGAGAAUAGUUCGUGAACGGUAGCAAUUGUUUUGAGAGCGAAGCAAGUGAAGCGCGGCAGCUGCUCAUACAACAUAGCGCUGCCACGAACUCCAUUUGUGAGACGCACUUGAACGUUUACGUCCUUAUAGUAAACUGACUGGAUCGAAUGGUGCUUUAUGCUAAUGCUCUUUUGAAAAUUUUGUUCUGUUUUCCUUUGUUAUGUCUAUAGUUUCACUGUUUACGUUCCUUGGUGCAGAAAAUUCAAAGCUAAUGGCGAGCGAACUCUGCAAACGCUUCAACCGCAAAGAUUUAUAUACAACAGCCGAUUGCUCCAUAAACCUGCAAAUUACUGUCUGUGGACCUUUAAAUAAAAUCAAAACGAAAGGUCACCUUUUCGUAAUUCAUUCGUGUACCAUUUUUGUGAUAACUAAAGGAAUUCUUUCCAAGUUACUGAACUGUUUUCCAUAGGGGGCUUUAUGUUCCAUGCUACGUGACACCUAGUAGUCUUAGUAGGAAGGCAUCAAAACAACCCCAGCUUAUGUUUUCCUCUAUAACAUUUGCUACAUCAUUCCACGAUUGUGUUGCUUGCUUCGUCUCACAGUAAGGGAUUUAAUUGUUAGCAUUAUUUCUUUCGCUAGCGUUUUCAUUUGAACUAACUGCUAAAGCUAUUUCAUUUUCAUGCAGGCUAUGCUUCCAACGCCUUCAUGCGCCUUGAUUUUGUCAAAGAACCCAGCAACACAGUGGCUCGCAAGAAUAAAGCCGUCAGGUUGCAAUGCGAAGUAGAGGGUUCCCCUCCUGCUACAAAUUUUACGUGGGUAAAAAAUGGAAAGGUAAUCACAGUUGAUGAUAGAGUGAAAAUAGAAUCCGAUGGAGCACUGCUCAUAAAUCCGGUACACACGCGAAAGUACAAACUCGAUGUUGGAGAAUACCAGUGCUUUGCUUCAAGUUCCAAAUUCACAAUAGCUAGCCGCAAAGUGCGUUUGGAAGUGGCCGGUAAGUCAUGAUUACAGUGCAUGUUUCUUACUCAUUGUGGUUAUUUUCCGUUUCUAGCAUUCUUAAUAGCGUGAUCUGAACAGCUCCAGUUUCGGGCAGAUUACAUCGUUGAACGCGAAGUUUGUAUGUCAUCUCCGCAACGCUUAAAAUUCCUUUCUGAACAUAGCGUUCUUCCGGCUGCUUAUGAAAAUCUCGAAACGUACGAUAUUCAAAAACGGGAAUCGUACGUUGGCUUUUGACACGUUUAACAGCGGUCAAUUGAAAGGCGAAGUACAAGUUUUCAAUCGUGAGUGCACAUCAGCUGGCCAAUUUCGGGUACUGUAUUUACUUCGGUUCUCUUUUUUUCCUGUUGCUGAUCACGCGAUCGUUCUUUGCUUGCUUGUUCUCUCAUUUUCAUUUUCACUUUUGUAACGACGUUUCAAUUAUCUCUUUCAAACGAGCAGAGAGCAAUUUGUUUAAAAACAUGUUUACAAUCUUUUAGUGACCCGAAAUUUUAACCUUUCAGUGAAACGUCUUCGUGAAGCUUUGGUCAUCCCUAAAAAAUUGUUAAAACAUUGUAGAUAACCUGAUCAGUAAUUGUGUUUUUCCAACACUUUGAAUUCCCUAUCGUUUUAUCGUAUUAUGGACAGCUUAUUCGUCCAAACUACGGUUUUAUCUGUCGUGGCUUUUCAAGUGUAAAUAUCGCGUUCGUUAACGUUAGGAGGAAGGACAAGAGGUUAAGCCUAAGUAAGCGUACACGCCUUCUAAACGAACGUAGCAAUUGAAUGUUUUAAGUGUAUAUUUAAGCUUAUUUCUUGUCUUUCGUAAUAAGUAAUGCUUUAGCGAAAUGUUUCUAUCGUGUUGGUGAUUGAUUCAAACUGAUUUUUACAACUGCAAUACUGCCUUUGCUGCUGGAAUUGAUACAAUUUUGUUGUCACGUCCGCCGAUAGAUAGCAUUAGGACAAGCUGUGUCUGUGUGUGUUGGAAACCUUCUAAAUACGUACAUGCCUAGAGUCGUUUUGACUCUCAACUGCAAAUAACCUUUAAAUACAACGUUAAGUAUUCUAACCAAUUCACACCACGCUGUGAGUACCAACAACUCAUAAACUCCUUAACUCGUUAUGUUUUAAAACACCUUUGACCUAUUCUCUAAAAGAGUUUGUGCAAGUACAGAAUUGAAUGACCGUACCGACUUUUUUUUUUUUCGCGUAACCUGACCUCGGAAACCCGCGCUUAUAUUAACAUGUAACGGAAGAAUAACAGUAUUAAAUAAAAUAUACCAGAUUAUCAAACUCAAGAAAGAAACUGGGUAUUUUUGGUCUCGUUCUAAACAUGGCGGAUAUUGAAACACCAAAGGCCAAGAUUGCAGUGAUUGGUCUUUUGUUCUAUGGCCUAUGGGAAUCCACAACAGAAUAAUCACGUGCUCAUAAAUAUGAUAUGGGCAAAUGUUGCGGGUUUGAUUUAAAGUGAUCAUUUUGUUGUAAGAUGUCUCUGGGAUCAAAUAAAGAAAACACACAGUACCUCAUGAUGUAGAACAAAACAAGUGAUUGUUCCAUGCAAUGGAAUGAGUGCCUGAGAGUGCAGCAUUUUUUAGAACAACAUUGUGAAUUCACCUUUUUAUAGGAUUUACUGUUGGCACUUAGAAAAGUAAACAAUGUUGCGUGUAGUUUAUUAGGAACAUUUUUUGUUUGUGGCUUUUAUGGUAUGUUAUGUCUUCUUGUUUUUUUGUUAUAUUUAUCCUGUUGGUAGAUUUGAAUGUGCUGAUUUUUUUAUUAUUUAAACCUCUAAACAACAGGGGUUGUCAUAUGGUAAAAUAAAUAAGAACUAUUGUAAUGUAAUUACUUUUAUUUUUUUUCUCUUUUAUUGAAUGUUGUUUAUUUAUGUUUAAUGGUUAUCUAAUUUUCAUUACUUUUUUUUUUUGGAAAAAAGUACUGUACUAUCUAUGUUUUUUUUACUUAGCCGGCAUGUUUAGGCAGGAACGUUUAUUUUGCCUUCUUCAAGGCAUGUUUAAUCUGAAUGAUAGCUAUGAUAUAUAAGCAUAACAUGUGACUCAAACAAUCACUUUAAAAUGGAACUGUAGAAGGAUGAAACUUAAUUUAUAUGAUGUAACAAUGUAACUUAACCUUUAAUCAAGGCACAUGAUCUGGCACCCCAUGGGGAAGGGGACAGGCAGAGACUUGGAAAAUUGAGUGUACCUCUAGAAAAAUCCUGGCUAUUCCCCUAUGUAAGGUACAUGUAGUUCUAACUUUUGAGGCUGGGAAUGAAAUCCUUUGGUAUGACCAUUCAAAUAAAACCUCUCUAGCAGUACUUUCACGUGGUAUUGUAAGUUUUUCUGCAUUUUACUCAAUAAAUUGUAGAUUUUUUAUCAAUUAUUUACUUUAGUCACUUCUGGGAGUGAAACUGCUAGAUCGCCCUUGCAGUUUGCCCUUUUUUUGUACAUGUAAAUCAAAGGGAGAACUUGACUUUGGAUCAGGUGUUACCUAGGGUGUAAUUGUUUAAGUUUUGUAGAAAUUUAACUUCUCAGAGUCACUCUUAGUAUCAUUACCCUCUAACUACAGGUAUCUCCAGGAAAUUUCUCCAGGAGCCCAAAAAUACAACAGUAAGAGUUGGAUCAGUAGCAAGGUUUUCUUGUAAACCACGUCAUGAUGUUCCACCUGCCACAAUAGCAUGGGAGAAAGAUGGAAGUCCCCUCAACUUAUCUAGUCGACUGGUUAUCUUGGAUCAAGGAGUACUUCAAAUUAAGAAUGUUCUGAAAUCUGAUGAAGGAAACUACAGGUGUAUUGCAAGCAAUAUUGCUAAAACAAGAUACAGCCAGGCUGCCAUCCUCUCAGUGAAAACAGGUUUGUGUUAAUCAUUCACAAUUUUGAAAAGAAACAGAGAAAUUGUUCUAAUUGCAGCAGGGUGAACAUCAUUUCUGUUGUCAAUGAAAGUAUACACCAUGGAAAAUUGAUGUCAAUAUAUUUUUUUCACAAAUAUACAUGUACCAUUGACAAUGGGCAUUGACAGCCCAUUUCAGGUGAAGUGUCUUGAAAAAAAAAAGCACAUGAGAGAAAGAGGAAAACAAAAUUAAUUGCACUGCAAAAAGUAUUCAUUUCCAUAGUCUAUUUUGUGAAAGGUUUGAACCCAGGAGUCAUUUCAAAAGGUUAAGUUUGAUCGUCCGGGUGAACGUAGUCCUGAAUAGGACUGUUGUUGUUGACAGUGACUGACGUUUUGACAACCUGUGCGGUAGUCAUCUUCAGAGUCAAAGUGAGUUGUAUCGCGUCAGGUGAUGGUAUUGUACUCUGGUUAUUGAUAUAAUAUAACCAGAGUAUAAUACCAUCAACUGACGUGAUACAACUCACUUUGACUCUGAAGAUGACUACCGCACGGUUUGUCGAAACGUCGGUCACUGUCAACAACAACAGUCCUAUUCAGGACUAUGUUCACCCGGACGAUCAAACUCAACCUUUUGAAAUGGUCUAUUCUCUCAUCCAUAAUAUUUUUACCAAUCAGCUGACAGAAUAUCACCCUGCUAUUGUUAACAUGUACAUUGAGCCACAAGGGCACCAUGCAUGGCCAUGGCCUGCAAUGUUUUCAGAAAUCAAGCUCUAGUUUUUCAUUGUUUCUGCAUAAACUCUCUCAAAAAAGUCUUUAAAAUUUCAAAGAAGGAUAUGGAAAGUUCUUGAAAAGUCCUUGAAUUUUUGGUCAGAAAAAAGGUAAGAACCCCUGAAUGGGUAAAAAGGGCCCAGGCUGGAGUAGCACUUUGCCCUGUAAAGUUAUUAAAAGUAAAAUAUAUCAGUUGUUCCGGGAAAGUGUAUUUAGGUGGUUCAACUCCAAGAAUAACUCCAAGAAUAACUCCAACUUACUCCCUUCAUUGAAAGAAUGUUUAUUUGGACUUUCCGAAAAUUCACCCAACAAUAGCUGCCGUACAGCAAAAUUAAACUACACUCUGUUGUUUAUGAGAUUUUACAUUUAUUCUUGUCAACUUCAUAACAAAGCGCUUACAUGUACUCUCUCAGACUUUGCCAAACAAAUAGAAAUUAAAUACCAGCUAGAAAAAUUCUUUUUUAAUUCCUUAUUAUGUAACAGGGUGCAAAGAAAAUCAUUUUUACAGCUUGCCAUUUGGGCAAGCCGAAGCUAGCAUUUACGAGUGCAGACUUCAUUUCAGCUAGCCCCAAAAGCUUUUUGACGAGCCAAAUUGAUUUCACAGUUCUUCUGUUAUUCGAAUUCCUCAAAAAACAUCACUUGCCCUUCAGGCAAGUUAAAAACAAAAUUCACCAGCCCAAUAGCAAAAUCCACUAGCCCUGAGCUAUUGGACACUACUUUCUUUGCAUGCUGCGUAAUUAUGUAAUUUUUGUGAACUAUAACACUGUGAUUUAAAUUUAAAAAAUGAAAAAAAAAGUAAAAUAUAUUUAGAUUUCAUCUGUGGCAUGGUAAGGAAGAAGGACUAGCACAGUCAUAUAGUGCAUAACGUUCUGAGGAUGAUUCCCAGGUGUGACCUCAAACCCUUUUUCGAUAUCUUUCUGUACGUUUAGCUGUAAGUAGCUUAAAAUAUCUGUAAAACAGAGCACUGAUGGAAAAACGGGAGUAAAAUGAGUGCACCAUCUGCUUCAGGAUUGUCAGUCUAAUAAGUAUCAUUACCAGCUAAAGACCUAUCAUAAGGACCUUUUUUUCAUACUUAAUAACUAUUAAACCUUGCAGUACUAGUGAAUUGGCUGUUUGAUCAGAGAAAAACUCCUCAGUUACACAUCUGCAAAUGGGACCCUCCACGGGAUCUCAGUGAAUAAGGUGAACGCGCGCACACGGCACGUUAUAACACAUUUGCACGCUAGUGGCAUGACACCCUUACUGUGCGGAUAUUCGCAUGAAAACAAUUGAUACUGGAGACCAUGUUCGUAGCCAUUGUUCAUAUCUGGUUAACACGGUAGAGCUUUGUUUUUAUGACACGCUAGAUUUUUUUUUUUUUUUUUAACACGCUAAGUUCCUUUGUUUCCUUAACACAGUAGAAUUCUUAACACGCUAGCUUAUCUUGUACAACCCAGCUUAAUUCGUUACUUGUGUUUGUCAGCUUCUUAUUUGUGAGAAUGGUGUUUGUUAAGUAUAUUACUCAUACAGUAUAUAUGUGAAAAUAAAGAAAAUCUACUGUCCUAUUUAAAAGUUUUAAUUAAAAAAAGCAAACUUUCACGGCAAUUUACGGCUCUUUGCCUCAGGAUUUUCGCUAGUAAAGUCAUUUGCUUUGCAUCAUACAAGUUUGCUCUAAUACUAAAGCUUAUGUUUGUCAAUUAUAUAUGCAUUUGUGCUUGGCUAGCUGCCUUCACAAGUUUACGAUGUCAAGAGCAGAGGACAUUGCUCGUUUGGCCCGUGUUUAGCAAGCUGCUUUAAGAAAACGAGAAAUUCGAAAAUAAAGGAAGAAUCCAAAAGCAGGAUUAAUAAUUGAACGGACAACAAGUCGAGACACCAUUCUGUUCGGCGAUUCAUUGACCGAUGUUGCACUUGAUAUUGACAACUAGAAUCGUAUUGGUGAGCCAAUAGAAAGCCUUACAGCUUACGAAAUCCUGCUUGUACAAAUCGAAAGUGACUUCAACUUCAAAGAGCGUGCUAAAAAUUUGACAUGGUCACUGUGUUACACCGUGCAAAAAUGCAGGCAAGAUCUUAACCCGUUCCUUUGUCUCUACUGUUGGAAGGAAGACUAUGGCUGCGAUGUUAAUAAGGCAGGUAACUAACACGCAGCUGAUGUGUUAAAAGCUAGUUCUUUUGUUUUGGCAUGCGAGUGUGCCGUGUGCGUGUGUUCACCUUAUUCCCUGAAAUCCCGUGGAGGGUCACAAAUCAUUAUGCUAUGUAAAAAAGUUAAAAUGGAAUAACCUUGUGUGAUAUUUACGGUAAUUAAUUGAUUGCCCUUUGAUACUGUUCUAGAUCAGUAUCAAUAAAAUGUUUCACUAAAAUACAAGAACAAAGGGACUGGGGUAAACCAACCAAUUAUUGUCUAGAAUAUUAAUUUAUGGCUUAUAAUAUUGGCUCAUCUGAAAGAUGCACAAAUCAGUAAUAGUUCUUACAGUUUAUAUAUUAACAUUAUGUGCAAAGUUUGAAGUUGCUGAAGAUAACAGUGAUUACAUACAAAACUGCCUACUUCUUUAUGAAACUUUAUUAUUGUUUAUGUGAGUGCUGGUAGUAGUAAUAAUAUUUGGUAAUAGAAGAGUCAAUAUAAUGAUCACCCUUGUUACAGCAAUCCAAUAUUAUCUUUCUUACAGCCUCAAUAUAUGCUUUCAAGCAGUUAGGAGUUGCUUAUAACAUUAAUUUUAUUUUGCCAAAUGUUUAAUAGUUCUCUUGUAAAGUUAUAAAACUGUGCAGUUCAUCUGUGAAUGACGGUAGUUAAUGUAGAAGUGUAACAGUGAUCCCAAAAGAAUCAGUCUGUAAAAUGUUCAGAGACCCCUCACAUAGUUGUCAUAUUUUCUAUUAACCCUUUAAGCCCCAAUAUCCACAUACAAAUUCUCCAAACUGAUCUCUAUACAUUUCCUUAAAGAAUAAGUUGAGAGAAUUUGAUGAAAGAUCAAAGCAUUUUCUCUUAGGUGAUCAAUUUAUUAAUUCUCACAACCAAAUCUCUUGACAAUCUUUGGAUAUGGUUGGGAGAAAAUUGAUGUUGGUCACCAUUGAUUUUUACUUUUUUCUAUCAAAGCUUAAAGUAGGCCCUUCAUAAGCAUAUCAAGGGCAUGUUUCAUGAACCACAUCUUCCUGUGCUGUGAGUGUUUUGUCUGAGAUUAUUUGCCCUGCUUUGGUUAGUCUCUCCUAGGUCAUUUUUUUGUAUGAAAGAUACGAUGUAGCUAUUUUUUAAGUGAGCAGUCUAAUUAGAAUAGGUAUCUGAUUUGCAAUGUCAGUUGUGUAUCAGCCUUGUCUUUCUUUGGGCAAGAAACAUUGCUCCAUUCAUUGUCCUUCUGCAUCACCCAUGCAUAAAAAUCUGUUCCUUGAAAAAUUAUCAGUGGAUUCUGGGAAUAAAUUUAUUGUGAUGCUCUCCAUUAUUUAGCAUGCAGUUUAAGCAGUGUCUUGGCACUGACAUCAAAGCAAACUACCAUUACGUGUUUAAAGCUUUGUUGGAGGAAACUAUUUUCUUUCCUAUUGAAAGUUGCAACCACCAUCAGACUGUAUUUUAUGAGUGGGUUUUGAAAAUAUAUUGAUGGUUAUGGGCUUAAGUGGAAUUGCGUGUCAAAUGCCCAUGGAAUGAAUCCCAGACGUCUGGAAUGAGACAACAAUAAGGAAAUCAGGUAGUCCAAAGGGCAAUAUGAUGAAUCACAUGAUUACAGGUAGCACAGUGCUGUGAGAACAGCGAGUAUCUAGCCAGCGUUGAAAGAAAGUCCUGUCCCAUAUCCCUAGGCCAAUGGAUUUUGCUAUCAAUCUAGUGAAUUCUAAUCUUAACUUGCCUCAUAGGCAAGUGAAGUUUCUAGGGGAAUUCAAAUUACAGAAGAACUGUAAUCAAUCCUGUUCAUCAAAAAUUUAUUGGGGGCAAGUUAAAAUGACUCGUGGGCUAGUGCAUGCGAGCUACAGGUUGCCCUCCUUUCCUUGCACCCUGCUAGCCUAAAACUGGAUUAACUAACAGUGUUUUUUCUCAACAAAAUCAACACAUUUUUCAUCUCUGUGAAGCAGUGAAGACCCUCAAUGUCUACCUAAGACAUGCUUGUUCUAGAAAGUGUUAUGUGCCAUUAAUUAGCAAUACUCUCAGAAAUGUAAAUUUGUUAUUAUGGAAGUAGCAUGUAAAUAACAAACUGAGUCAAAUUUGGAUGAGGUGAAAAGGCAUACAUAUUCUUUACAUGCUCACCAAUAUAAAUAAAGCAAAUACGCAAAACUAUAAGGCUCUCAUAGGAUUAAUUUUUGCAGUGUUAUCAUGAGGCACCCAACAAACCACUUUUACAGUUGAUAUUGGUCACUCUCGACUGGGGUUUAGUAUGGGUCAUGCCAUCUUGUCUUCAUUGACAACAAACUUUGUGUUAAAAAACCCAGGCACUGUAUAAUUGCAGCCCAGUGAAAAUGAGCCAGCAGCCAGCAAUUUUGCUACUUCCAGUGGAAUAUUUGGCUUCUACUCAACACUUAGAUGUUAUUAAUGAUAUUAAAUAAAAACCACAAAAGUUUUGCCUGCUACCUCUGGUUAUCCUGCCUACUGCUGCAAAUAUUUUGACAAGGCCGUGCUCUAGCAGGGCUCAUUGGCCCCUGGCGCCUAACUUUUGCCCCUGUGUGACAAGAAAAUCAUAAUUUUUUCGGAGAAAUAAUAAUGCUGGGCACCCUGGAUUUCACAAGUUCGAAACACUGGGCUUCCUUCAAUUUUCCUCAGAGCACAGCCUUGGUAUAUGUGACAUAUAGCAAGAAAAAAUGUUACAAUUAUUGACUUGCAUCCUUUCCAGUGGGGAGUAAGCAGUUACCCCUGAGUGGCACUGAAGUUGGGAUACGCUUGGGCUAAUUUGGCGUCAUUGGCCCAAAGUGCACCCUUGCAUUUACUACUCACCAUACAGUUUACUCUUAUUAAUAAUGAUUUGGAGAAACAUAAACAUGUAUAAACUACCAAAAUAAUGUGUCAACAUUUCAACGACCACGUGAAAUAUGUCAUUAUCAAGGAGCUGAAAUAAAUUGAACUUGCAUUAAUUUAUUUCCAUUCCUUAAUAAUGUCAUCAUGAGGUUGCUGAAACAUUGGAACAUCUUUUUGUUAGUUUUUACAUGUUUACAGCUUACUCUAUACUGAAAAAUUGCCACUUAUGUUUCCUGCUACAAACAUUUUUAUAUUGUUAUUCUUUCUUUUAGAUUCAGAUGUAGCCACUGUGGGUCUUAAGUUCAUUGGUGUCCCUCGCAACACAACUGUUUUAAAAGGAAGAAAUGCUGUAUUGGAAUGUGCGGUUACUGGUUAUCCUGUUCCAACUAUAAGAUGGACAAAACUGGGUGAAAACAAUGGAAAGUUUAACGCACCUAGGGCAACCUAUGGAAUUGGCAAUCUUAACUUUUCCAACGUUGAUGAAAGUGAUGAAGGACAGUAUGAGUGUCAAGCUACUUCUAAUGGGCGAACUAUUUCCAGAACUGCGUGGCUUCUUGUUAGAGGUACUUGAUUAUAACCCUUUUAAGUCCCAAGAAUGACCAACAUCAAUUUUCUCCUAGAAAUAUCGAUACAUAAUCAAGAGAAAAGGUUAUAUAUUAUAGGAGUAUUAUUAAAUUAUCACCUAAGGGAAAAUGCUUUGAUCUUUUAUCAAAUUCUUUGAACUAAUUUUUUAAGGAAAUGUAUGGAGAUCAGUUUGGGGAAUUUGUAUGUAGACACUACAGGCUUAAAGGGUUGGUGAUGAAGUGAGCUAUGGAUUUGAGUUAGAUAAAGUGCUUGCAAUUGCAGGGGUGCAACUUCAGAAUUUCAAUUGCAUUAUGUUCCUACAGUCAUAACUUGCUCAUGUGCUGAUGUUUUAAGCUCUUACUUUCUUAAACUUUAAAAGCUACUCCACGUCACUUUUGCAACCUACAUUAAUUGUCUAAAAAUCAAAGUAAACCUCAAAAAAAUUAUAUUGGUAUAUAAUAAAAGAGCGCCAAGAAAUUUGAAAAAGUAAAGCAAAACAAAACAAAGAGACACUUUCUGUUGUACAAUAAAAAAUCUCUCAUAGAAAUUAAAAAAUGGCUGCAAAUUCUCAAUCAAAUUCAGAAGCACACACAAGAAUGCCUGGACGGCAAUGGUGAAAAAGGUGAACUGGUUUUUAAUAAAUUUUUUAUUGGUGAAAGGGUUCUUGCACAUCUAAACCAUUUUUGGUUUCUUGCCUUAUUACCCACUACAACAGCUUAUUUUAUAUACCAAUCACAAUUAUUUGUGCUAAUAGUCAUGAUUAUAUUUUCCUGUAACGUAGAUGUUUUUACUUCAGCAUCCUGCAUCCUUGAUGCAUAAAAAUCUGUGAAGAUGCAAAAUUAAUUUGUAGGACACCAAAGUUGAUCGAUGAGUCUGAAGAUGUUUUUCUACAAUAUCCUGUUUAUGUGAUUUCUGGGGCUGUUAUUGUGGUUGUAGUUGAUGCCUAUUUAUUUUAGUCUUUUUAUAUAGAAUAACUAUAUUUUAUUUUCAUUAAACUGUGAUAUUAGAGUCUGUCCUCAGAUUAACUGUCUGGUUACAUAAAGGCCCAAGCAAUUUCAAUUUAGGAGUCGUUGCAGGGUUGUCAUUAAGAGCCGGGGGGUUGGGAUUUUCCCUGGCUACUAAUAGAGUGGCCCCCGGCUACUUUUAUUGGAAAAUAGAAAGAAAAUAGAACCAAAAGAAAUCCCUAGCUGUUUGAUUCCCCGCCUACUUGUUGUAUUUACCCGGCAACUUGAAAUCUUAGUGACAAUCCUGCGUUGUUUGUUGAACUGGGACUCGUUGGUUCUGCACUGAGACUUACUAUUUUUCACAAGAUGAGUCCCACGACUCACCAUAGCUAAUUGUAACAAAAACUUGUGUAAUCAUAACAUUCAUAAUAUAAUACUUAUUAUAUAUUAUUAUUUUUUCUAGUUCCUCCGAAGUUUACAGAGAUACCCGCCAAAAUGCAGUGGACAACUAAUAAGCCUAUCAUAUUCCACUGUGCUGCCACUGGAUUGCCUCGACCAACCAUUUCUUGGCUAAAAAAUGGCAAGCCGCUGAUCACAAAUAACAGAACAUCAGUAACCUAUUACGAAGGAGGAGCAGACUUGACCUUAUCUGACAAUCACAAAACAGCAAUGUACCAGUGCUUUGUGCAGAAUGAAGUUGGCAGCAUUCAGGCUGCAGUCACCGCUGUGGUUCAAAGUAAGGAGGGUUUCGGCUCAAACUUGAUCAGUAAAUUACCUCAUUGGUACUUUAUUUGGUGGGUGUUAAUUUCCGUGUUUUCACCAGCUGCCAAAAAAUUGUAAAAUUAAAGACCUGCAAAUAGAUAUCGUCACAAAAUUAUACUCUCAAAAUUUAAUAGCGAUAUAGAAAAUUCAAAUCACAGGGAAAACAAAUGAAAACAAGACGCGUGAGUGCAUGAACCCUGCCUUCUUUUGGUUCAUAAAAUGAUAGAGAAAAUGUGCUCUAUGUACUAAUGCACUAUGGCCCAGAGGAACUUUGAUUAUGAAUUGAUGAUGAACAAAUGGAACAUACUACCGGCUAGCACAGACUGGAAAGACUCCAACGUUCCAAAGGAGUGUACUUGACCAUGACUGCAUAAUGCUUCAAAGUAGUGUUUGCAGCUAGUUUUUGUUUUCUUUAAAUGGGCAUGAGCUUCAGUCGCAAUCCUAAUAUUUUGAGGGAAAAAACUUUGAAAUAACACUUCAUAUAAAGAGGAAGAGAAGAUAAUGGUUGGAAUACGUGAAUAAUUAUGUCAGGAUUUUAAAUUUGUUCUGGUUGCUGAAGUGACUAUUGUACAUGCUAAAUUACUACAGAGGAGUAAAAAACCCAAAUCUCCCUAUGAGUAAGAUCUUUAUUCAUAUUAUUGUCACUCUCAUACAGGAUAAUCCCAAAACCAGUUUAAAAUACAGAAUAUUAUAAUCGUUUUGUCAAUCCUUUUAAUUGCAAGUUAUAAUGUAUGGUAGCUGAACACAGCAAAGAGAAAAAUUUCUAUCAUCGAUAAUUGUGAAAUUUCCAAUAAUGUGGGAUCAAUCAAAAUGGAAUUUUGCAAGAUUGAAAUUCGAUAGUAAGCAAUCGCCCUUUUUUUGAAAAGCUAUAAGCUUACAUGUAAUCUGUAAUAUAAUUUAACAAUGAGAUGUUGUUUGAUCGAUCAAAAUCAUGUUGAAUUUGAGCAUUAAAUAACUCUACGUGCUUUACAAACCUGCCGCUUCCGUGCGAGCUCGAUACAAGUUAAUCCAUAUAUGCCAAAAAAAGUCACAGAAUAUUCCUUUCCCUUGAAAUACUAAGUUUCGUUUUUUAACCAAGACAGCCGGGAAGCACAAGACUUGGACCAAGCACAAACUUCUGCGAUGAACAGUCAGAUUUGUUUGUUUUGAUGAAUGAAAAUUAAUGCACCGAAAUGGUAAUUUACUGUCACUUUCCCGCAACUUGGUACAAACUAUGCUAUAUUACUAAAAUCAAAGCUUAUUUCUCUGCUUUUAAAUUUUCUAAUGUGUCUUAAUGUUUUGCGAUAAAAGCUGUAAAGCAUAAAAUUUUUUAAGGUGUUUACAGUGAUGUGUGUGGACAUGUUUAUACAGAUUGAACAGUCAAGUAGUACAAUUUAAAGCAUAAAAACGGUCCAUACAUUUUACAAAACUGCUUCUUCCUUGCACCUUGGUACACGCUUAGUGUUUCUUCAACUGCUAUAUAAAAUCUCGUGACUUGCACUAAAUAUAUAAAGUGAAAAUUACUCACCUUUUUAGCAUGUCUUUUUCUCGCAACCAGCGAUCACAAUGCGGAUCUUGAUAAAACGGAUCGAGCCACUGUGUUAGUCUGACAAUUCUGGGAGGCAUUAUCCUCUAUAUAACACAUAUUACUAAACAUUUCGACCAAAAUAAUUGUCAACCUCUCACAGAGGCAACAAAAUAACAAUGUUAACGCCACCGACUGACAAAAAAGCUGCCUUUUGUUCUUGACAACAUGUUAAGGGGAGUUUGCCUCUAAACCAAUAAAUUUGCCGGAAAGUGAUCAUGUGAUAUUCUGCCAGUACAGGCAUGCGCUUUAAAGAGCAGAGGGCGAUUUGAUGACGAAGAAAAAUCCCAGGCCAUUUUAUAAUUCGUCUCUUCCUGAAAAGAAGGCUGGGUAAUGAUUAACACGUGGUAACAAAAACACAUACAGAAUAUGUGUCAACAAAUUCACUUUACCCAGACAAUUAACUAAUUUUGCUGGUAAUAAGUUGUGUUUUGUUACCUUCUGUUGUGAAAUAAUGUGAAUUUGCAGAGAUUUCACACAUGAAGUAAAGAAUCUAGCCAUCAUAUUAAUCGGGUUAAUCGCUAGAUUCGUACGAGUCCCUUAUCGAAAUAAGGGUUCAGACUUUUUGAAAAACAAAAUGAAAUUAAGAAUUGUACAAUUUAAUUAACAAUUAAUGAACAAAGCUGAGUAUCUUAUGAAGAAUUAUGGAGAUCGAGGAGGGUGUUAAAACACCCUCCGAGAUCUCCAUAAUUCUUGAUAUGAUAUGAAAGCCGAAUUCAAUAAUUGUUUUAUUAUUCAUUCAAAAUAAUUCCUAAUUUAAAAACAUAGCUAAAACAAGCUUACCUGCAUCAAUGUUAAGUUUAUCUUUGAUGGUUUACGUUUAGGUUUGUCCAGCUCCGCAUAUAUUCUCCAAAUAGCAGAUGUGGCCCUCCGAGGUGUCUUCCUACUGUUUUUGCGAUGUUUUUAGCCAUUAUUUCACCUAGCUCCAACUGUAGUCCGUACUCUUGAAACGGGUGAAGUGUCCGCCAUUUUAGUUUUUACAACAAAAACAACUCAAUCUCGUGCUCAGGUCUUCUCGGUUAACGGUGCAUUAACCUGUAGAAGGCUGCAUUUUUGACGUCAUUUCCUUGUUAAACACAAACUUCUUCCAAAUUUGGUCAUCAGUAACUGGUUAUGGUAAACUAUGUGUGUGCUUUUACCAAUCAGAAUGAGAGAAAUAUUGUGAAUGAAUAAUAAUGCUAUUUAUUCAUAAUAAUUAUGUGCCUGUCUGAAAUGGCAAAAGUGGCAAAAAUUUCACCAAAAUUGCGAAAUUAAGUACCAAUAAUAGAAUGAAUAAUAGAAUGUUAAAUGUUUUUUAUCAUUGUUGUUACAGUAACUGUUGUAGUGUUGAUGCUAGAUUGGAAUUACAGUCAAAUCUCUCUCAAUAGACUCCUUCGUAAGAUGGAUAUCUCAAUAACAUGAGCACCUAGAUUUCUUUAAUCCUUAAGGCCCAGAUAGCAAAUUCCCACCGUUUGGGUGGAAUUUAUUCUUAGUUCCACUGUCACCAAUUCAUUCUUUUGUUUUUGCUCACAUUUUAAUAGCAAAUACUGCAAAACUCAAACUCCUGGCAAUUUACCAAAAAAUUCUAGCCACCUUUGUUUUGUAGUAAAUGGAGUUUUAACACUAGCUGUUUCACUUCAGAUAACCAGCCGGGGCCCCCAACUAAUGUUGUUGCUCUGGCACGUUCCCCUUCAUCAAUCCUGGUGACCUGGAGCCCUCCCAAUGGGCGCUACCAAAUCAUUGGAUACACAGUGCAUUACAACAAGCCGGGAGGUGCACGCAACGAGGAAAAGCAAAAAACUGUCGAAAGCGAUGUAUACAGCAACAUUGUUACCAACUUGCAACCAUUUACAAAUUACAGUUUCUAUGUGAGAGCAUAUACAAAGGCGAUUGGGCUUGACUCCAAAGUAAUCACACAACGAACCAAACAAGAUAGUAAGUUAAUUCCAACAAUAAGAAGUUGUGGCUGGUAUAAGUCACAUUUCAUAAAUCACAAGUACAUUUUACAAGUUACUGUUUUAUGGAAUGGUUUCUCCUUGUUCUAAAACAACAUUCUACAGGCUCUAGGAUUUCAAAUCCAAAGGAAAACAAUUUUUUGGUUCGUGCCCAGAGAUCAUGGGAAACUAUCUGUAACAAUUUUGUGGUGCGGUGAAAAUUCAGGAGAAUCCACCUCCUUUAAUGUUUUCAAUAUUUCGAAGUCAUAUAUUUUUUCCUUGGCACUGGAAGCCAUAAACCAGUAACCUGCAAUGUACUUUGAGAACGAUUGAAGAUAGUGGAUAAUAGGAAACUGACAGAUGCUAAACAACAUUUUUAGUUUCGGGUUCAUGUAUUACAAGUCGUAACUAAAGAAUUGCUCUACUAGUUAACCCUUUUAGCCCCAAUAUCCACAUACAAAUUCUCCAAACUGAUCUCUAUACAUUUCCUUCAAGAAUUAGUUGAGAGAAUUUGAUAAAAGAUCAAGGCAUAUAAUUCCCUUAGGUGAUCAUUUUAUUAAUUCUCAUAACCUAAUCUCUUGACAUUGUAUGGAUAUCGUUAGGAGAAAAUUGACGUUAGACACUAUUGGGACUUAAAGGGUUAAGAAUCUGAGUGGAAAAAUGGUGAAUUUCUGUAAAUGGAUCCCUAAGGCUGAAAAUGUCACUGUGACACAAUUGUUCAGUUCUGUUAUUUUAAGACCACAGUAAUAACAUGGUACCAGAAAUGAUCCUUACCGUGAAUUCCUAGGGCUUGUUCUGUAUAAAAUUGAUAAUUUGGGCUAGGUGACAUGUUUUGGUCCUGUUAAUUUAUAUCUGGCACAGUGACCUUUGCUCUGAUCUGUGAAAUGUGGCAUUUAGGAAAAACCUAUCAUUCUUCCCCCAGAGCUUCCCAAACCAAAAUUCAAGUCAAAUCGAAAUUUUAUUUUCUGAACCAGAACCGUGCAAACGUAAUUUUGAAACAUUUUCAAUUGAAUGGCCUUGUUUGAGACUUUUGUCUGCAGGCUCAAAACUUCACCUGGUGUCUUUGUUAUUCACUGUGAUUUUGAAUGGAGUUACACUCUUCAUCAGAGCAAAGGACACUGUCUAUCAGAGCUACAAGAGGGACCACUUGGCAUGUACAAUUUCCAGGGUUGUGAAAAAGAGUUAGAGUAGCAGGACCAAUGGGAAAAGUAGCCUGAUUAUGGCAACAGGGAGUUGCAAGGGGGGCUAGUGUUGGGGUGGACAAGGGGGGGGUAGGGGAAUUCUCCCUCCAGUUGGAAGAGUUUAGGGGCUGCCUCCAGGGAGUUUUGAGGGUAUCCUUGCUGGAGGGCAUUCCAGUAAAUUAUGAGGACCCUGAAGUGAGAUAAAGAUCAAGUUUCUUUAAAUUUGUGCUAAAAGUGACUAGAGCGACUCACCCUUGGUGUUCAGUUGUGUUUUUGAUCUUGAAAGCUUAUGUUAAUGUGUUUCCCUGAAAAUGUUUCUUCAUUUAGAACCCAGCAGGCCUCCCUCUGAUGUGAUGGUGACAAGUAGCACUCCUGAUGUGAGUCAAAUGAUUUUUGUUGCAUAAUUAAUGUGACAGGACCAGGGGCCUGUUUCUUGAAAGUCGUAAUAUUAUUUUUGAUGCUGGAAAUCAAAUGUUAAAUCAAUCUUUAAAGAAUACAAGCUCUUAUGCCAGCCAACAAACCUGUCCACUUUUAUUGUUGUAACUUGUUAUCAGCCAAACUAGCACUAUCAAAACCUCCUUCUCAAGUGUAAGCAACAACAGCUCUCUGGCCCAGUAAUAGGGACCUUAAGACCAUACAACGGUGACGGUAACAAGAACGUCAAAAAAAAGCAAUAGGUUUGAUUAGCAAAACAACAAAUUUGCUCUUGCAUCACGAUUUUUUGUACAUUUAUUUGUCAUCACUGCACGACUAUAACGUGAAAAUGGCUAAUUUCGUGUUUUAUGGAGGGCGGAAACAAGCAACAACAAAAUUUUCUUUCUCUAUCUUAAGUUACUUUUACAAAGUAAGUGAUGUGGAAUAAUUGCGACUGAGGUUGAAGAAACGUAAAUUCACUUUUAAAGCAAUGUUUUUGCUGCAGUUGCUGUCCUUGCAUCUUAAGGUCCCUAAUAAUAUUAUUGGGACUUUGGAGAAAUGGGUCACAAGGUCUAAGAGCUGGAAGCCUGAGAUUUCCUCUGGCUGCUAUGUGCUUGACCCCUAGCUACUUUCGUAGGAAACAAAGAGAAAAUAGAACCAAAAGUAAUUUCUAGCUGUUUGAUUCCUUCCUUAGCAACAUCCUUGCAGGACUCUUUUUAUUUGAUACUCUGGGUCAUUUAUGUGUCGGAACAGUAUCGCAGUUAACCAACAUCCAUUCUCGUUUUUAAUGCCCCAUGUGAAAAAACUUUCUGGUUAUCAUCUUAGGAAAUAAAUUAAACCUGUUAUAAACCUAAGAUUAGUAUGCAUUUUAAAAACUCUUUAUAGCAACCCUUUAGCUUUCAAAUACAAGUUAGCCUUGUUAUAUAGAUAAAGGUAGAGAUAUUAUUUACAGUGGAAUGUCAGCAAUAGAUGUAAAAAUUCUUACUCUUAAUCUGCACGGUAUAUGUAACAAAGAUGGGCAUUUUUUCUUUUGAAAAGUUGUGGUUAUUAUUGUUAUUAUUAUUGUUAUUAUUAUUAUUAUUAUUAUUAUUAUUAUUAUUAUUAUUAUCGUUAUUUUGUUAUCCUCUUAACAGAGUCUCGAGGUCAAGUGGCAACCUCCACCAACUGAUUAUAUAAAUGGCAUCAUAACUAAAUACAUAAUCACUUGUACACACAUCGAUGCUGGACAGUUGCCAAGAAAAAUCAUUGAGGUUCCAGGUGAUAUUCUCCAUAAGACAAUUAAUGGAUUGAGCAAGGGAGCAAAUCACAGUAUCAGAGUAUGUGCAGUAACAGCCGCUGGCCAAGGUCCAUUUAGUGCAUCUGUAAUUGGCAGAGUGCGCACUCAGCCUACUGGUGGUAAGUGAAUAACAAUCAUUUAUCCCGUAAAUCCUCUUUUAAGGCCCCUCUCUCAAAUAAGCCUCUCUCUCUAAUAUGCCCUCCCCCCCUUUUUUAGGGGAAUAAAUUUAAUAAGCCCCCUUCUCUUCCAAGUCACCCUCCCCUCCCUCUUAUUAUUCUUCACUUAUAAAUAAUGAUGGACUGUAUUAAUCAAUCACGACUAUUUGGACUGAUCCAGUAUGCUUUAUUGACAUGCUGGAAGUUCUGAUUUGUUUUUGAUCCAUGGCUGCAUGACCUCCAACUUCUUGUACUUGAGUUUUUCCACUUCCAUUCUAGUUCUUUAUGGAUAACUGAUACUACCAUUUUGCAAAAUAAAUAAGCAAGCCCCCUCCCGGCCCCACCUCUCAAAUAAGCCUCCUUCUCUAUUAACCCCCUCCCCAAACGUUUUUGAAAUAAGGCCCUGGGGGUUUAAUAGAGGAUUUAAUCAGUCCCCUUUUUAAACAUCUUCAAGUCUAUGCGCAACUACAUUAAAUUAAAGAAUGCAGAAUACAGUCAACUCUCAUUAUAGCACACACUUCAGGGACCUCAAGUUAGUGUCCUCAUUAGCAAUAGUCCGUAAUAGCGGAAGUUUAUUGCAGUGAAAUGUCUGUAAUUUAUGUUUUCCUGGGACUUAGCUGCCGUCCGUAUUAUCGGGGUGUCGGUUAUAGCAGUGGGUCUGCAAGGUGAGAUUUGACUGUAUUGUUGUGGCGACUGUUGAAUUCUCUGUUGACAACACUGACUACAAGCAAGCUCUCCCAUUUGGGCGAGCAAAGCGAACCGCGCGAGAACACGCGAGUGAGCGGCGAAGCUGCAAGGGGCCCCCCGCUUUCGCGUCUCCUCUCGCGCGUCCACUUUCACGAUAUACACCAAAUGGAGAGCUUGCUCGCAGGCUAAGUAAAAGUUUGCGGACUGCCCCGGAAAUGAACUCCGAUUAACCUGGGUGAAAUUCACAUAUCCCAAGGGGUAGACUGGGCAUUUCCUGUCCUGUCCCAUUGUUCUCUCUUGUGGCAACUUAGUGAAGGAGUGAAACCUUGAAUGUUUUUUUUUUUUACUUUCCUCAGCGAUAAGUGCUCCAGAAUUAAGGGUUGUAGUAACAAACUCAAGUAUGUUGACAGUGGCAUGGAAUCCUCCAGAGUUUGGUGAGGAUUCUGUGGUAGAAUAUCGCUUAUCUUAUUCUCAGCCUCAAGAGCGACAACAAGGACCUUUCAUCGUUGGUAAACAACAGAGAGAAUAUUCUCUCUAUGGUCUUGGUAAGUAGUUGAUGUUAACAUUCAGUUUCCUCUCCUAAAGACACAAAAACAAUAAUUCAUGGCAUGCAUCUUGUAGGGCACAAAGAUCAAUUCAUCCAUCUGAAGAUGUUUUGGUAGAAUAUUCUGUUCGUGUGAUUUCUGUGGCUGGUGCAUAUGUCUUUUUUGUGCUAUAAGUGGAAGGACUAUAUUUUGAUUUCGGUAAACUCAAAUAAAGAGUUUUGGAGUCUGUCUUCGCCCAAGGCCCAAACAAUAUUAAUCUGAAGGACUCGUUUUUUUUUAACUGGGACUCAUUGGUCCUGGAGUGUGACUGAUGAUUUUUCACAAGAUGAGUCGCACGACUCACCAGAACGAUUUGUAACAAAAUCGCUGUUUUUACCUUUUUUUCCCUUGUCUCGUAGAUUCUGGUAGUGAGUUUCUUAUCAAAAUCAUGGCUUGGGAUGGUAAAAUGUUAGGUCGGGCUGGAGCAGUUAUUGCAAAAACUGACAAAGGUUUGUUAUGUCUGUUUUGUCCAGCAAAUUACAGUAGAACCUCGACAUAACAAGGUUCUUUUUCAUAUACAGUAAAAACCUGGGACUAAGAACCUGCAUUUUCUUGAGUUAGCCUCAACAAGUUCUUACAUAAAUGGUAAUUAGUGCAAAUUUAAGCUAUGUAGGUUCUUACAUAGGUUGUUAUUUGAUGAAGGAAAAACAUUGUAGCUCAGAGUAUUUAGUGGUAUGCAGCUCAUUCCUUAGGUAAGAUAACGCACAUAAAGGAACUCUGCAAGAACCUGAAUAUAUAAAUAACUGGAAGUGACUUAACGUAAAAGAAGUUAUUCUCCUUUAAUGAUUCCGUUGUAGUCGAAGCCUAAAAAGUUCAAAAUAAAGUGGAAAUAUAAGCUGUUUUUACUGGUAUAUCCCUACUGUCUAAGAACGUGAGGUGGGGGGGAGGGGUCGCUUGUUUGAUAUUAGGGAGCUUUAGCAUCGACGACGGCAACUGCAGCGAAAACGUCAGUUGUUAAUAAAUUCCCGUUUUUUCAAUCUUUGUCGCGUUUAUUCCAAUUUGCUGAAAAUGGCAAGUGUAGGCGAAUUUCCUUGGAAUUGAUUUCUUGAGGACCGUACUCAAGUUUAGAGGGAGAAAAAGAGAUUCGUCGUCUCUUGUUUACGUCCUCCAUAAAACUUGCAAUUAGGCAUUUUCACGUCGUAGUCGUGCAAGGACGGUAAAGAAAUGUACAAAAAAGUGUGAUGCACGUGCAGAGUUGUUGUUUUGCGUAAUAAACCUAUUGCUUUUUUGACGUCCUCUUUGCCGUCGCCGUCGUCGUUGCUAAAGCUCCCUAUUAGCGCGCACGGCUGAGCCUCCAUUGCGAUAGGCAACCUAUCGAUGCGAGAAAAUAAUUUGGUUUUGACGUCACCGUAGGGUUGGUCUAAGUAGACACGAAUUCCUCACUCCUCCCCAAUAGAUUUUUUUCCCCUAUUGUUUCGAUGAUGUGUACGUAGCUUGGAACUUGAUGCACGGUGGUUUUCUUUGUUGCUGUCAAUAUGCUACUUUCAGCUUGCUGGGAGAGUGUUUUUAUUAGAGGUGUUUUUUGCCGGAUAUCUUUUCUUAGUCAUGUAACCCCUCCCUCUAAAGGUAAAGUGAUGCUGAAGUCUCCUAAAGUUAAGUAGGUAUUUGAAGAUUUAUUUUUAGUAGCUUAGAGCUUGUCAGUUCAAAUUUGAUCGCUUUUAUUAAUAAUACGGUAAGUGUAUAAACGGAGGCUUCGCCUUUAGCUCUGGCUAAAUCUUUUUAGUAAAAUCCAACUAGUGGUCUAUUAUUAAUGCUGCGUUCUGAUUGGUUGAGCUACUACUAGGCUUUAUGUUAUGGCCCUCUGUUAGCGAAUAGCGUCGGCUUUUCGGCGGCAAAAAAGGAUUAAAGUCUAGCUUUAACUAGCUAAAGUUGUUUUGUCUCGAUAUUUUUGACCAGGUAGUUGGAUUGUACUAAAACAAUUAUUCCUCUCGCCCUCAUGGCCUCUGAGUUUCGGCCUCAUGGGCUAUUGACUCAGAGCCCAUUCGGGCUUGAGGAAUAAUUGUUAACUACACGCCACUUGCACAUCUCCCAUAAUGUACCUUAUUUGCCGCCCAAAUUUUUGCAUAACCUUUGUUUUUCAUUUCUCCUGCGUAUUACAGCCGUCCCAAGAGAAAUUGAAAAAAUUGCUUAUGCAAAAAUUUUGGGAGGCAAAUAAGGUGCAUUAUGGGAGAUGUGCAAGUGGCGUAUUAUGGCCAAAGGUGAGGGCGCUUAUUCGAGGGAAUAAGGUAGGUGGUCUGCUUGGAGGUUCGACUGUAUUUCCAUUGUUACUAACAUAAGAAUUACUGUUGUGGGUUUUUUCUGCAGAUCCGAAUGGCAAAGAAGAAAAUGUUGACAAGCCACCUCCCGCACCACCCACCAAUCUGGUUUGUAGUGUUAAGAAUCGAAAUUCCAUCCUACUGACGUGGAAAAGUCAGCCAUCUCCAGACCGGAUUGCUUACUACACCAUUACGUAUCAUCUUCGUAAUGACGUAACUAAUACUAAACCUCAGAAGGGAAACGCCUACACGGAGCAAUUCCUCUUGACGGGGCUUGAACCCAAGAAACCUUACGACAUUUCCGUCCAAUCCCAUUAUGAAACCGAGACUACGAUACUCCCCAGCUCUUUCAGUACUGCAGUUACACAAUGUUCGAUUCAACUAGGAAGUGGUAUGUGAUGUCCACAGAUAAAUGCCGAAAACUGUAAUAUUGAAAACCAAAAAACGUUGAUAGAGAAUUGGAUUGCAUUGCUUCAAAUGAUAACCCAUAUUAAUCUUAAACUUCCCAAACGGUUGGCGCCAACCAGUUGUCUUUCCGAUCAGAAUUAUUUCUGGUUUGCUUGUGUAAAUGUUAUAAGUACUUAAGUUGGUACUUAAGUUCGCGUUAAAAAUCCUUUCCCGAGAGAGUGCUUACAGUCUAGUGUUUACUUCUCAGACUCUCAUUAGUGAGUGUGGAGGCAGCGUGGCUGAGUGGUUAGAGCGCCGGACUUGUAAUCCGGAGGCACCAAGUUGAAGUCCUGCUCUGACCGCUGGCUGGAUUGGUUCAGAAUAGUCCCGCGAUCACAUCCCCGGCCGCGCUCGCAAAUAGCCUACUGGUUCGCCUUCUACCAGUUGGGAUUCUUAGCCACAUUAUGUUUCAUUUGAUAUACCGUAAAAUUCCGAAAAUAAGCCCCGGGGCUUAUAUUUUUCAAAGGCCCUUUUUGAGGGGCUUAUUUACGGAGGGAAAUUUGCGUUUCAAAAUCGAUUGGGCUAGCCUUAUAGUUGGAAGUAAAUUCACCGUUUUUGAUUUGUUUUACUUUGUCUUUGCGAGCAAUUUUCCAAGUACAAGCCCCCGGGGGACUUAUAUUAGGAGGGGCGAUUUAACGGAGGGGUUUUUCUGUCACCGGUUUGGGGCGCUUAUAUUUGGAGGGGCUUAUUUUCGGAAUUUUACGGUAUUGGUUCAUUAUUCCUGAAAAGCCACGUAAGAGGAGAGGAUAACUUAAAGAAAUUAUAAUGUGAUUUAGAUAUUUUUUUUCUCUUGUUUAGGGCCUACAGCACCAAGAAAUAUUAAAUAUGAGUAUGUGGGUCUCUCAACUGUACACAUCACGUGGGACUCUCCUCUCAGGAAGAACGGCAAACUUACUAGUUUUGAGAUUCGUUACACAUACAAUAAGUCAUUACCAGAAUCAGAAUGGGAGGUUGAAAGCAGGUCUUUGCAAUUUCCUGCCACCUUCUUGAAGGGCCAUACUACCGCCUUGAACGAUAUUCAAGAAAACAAAAUAUUUUAUAUCAAGGUGCGUCUUGCAAAUGAGAAAGAUUAUGGACCCUUUUGUGACAUGGUAGAGAUUCAACCUCCUAGUGUGACCUCAGGCAGAGCACCUCCAAACGUCAGUUUUAGUAUUUUGUCACCAAAACAAGUCAAACUUUCGUGGACUUGGCCUAAAACUUUAAGCACAUUGCUUACAAGCUUCACCGUUCUCCUCACAAACAACUUUCAUCUCCGGGAAGAUCGAUGGAAGAGGCUGUCAGUUGCUUCAAGCCCCGAAGAAUGGUUCCAAAGUACUGUAUUGAAUGUAGAUCAGGACAAGACGUACUACGUCAAACUCCGUGCUGAAUAUGCUGAUAAUACUCCAGGGAAAUGGUCAGAGGUCAUAGAGGUUUCUACAAAAGUGCGAGGUAGAUUUUUCUUCUUAAACGUAAAAUACGUUAACCCUCAAAUCAAAUUUCUCAUUUGUUGCCUAAGAAGUUGAUGAAAUAUCACGCAAACUCAUUUUGUGCGAUCAUGUCCACUCUGUUGCACAAAUCAUUGAAUGUUACAAGGAGAAAUUUUAUGUUAAUCACUCUUAAGCUGUAAAGGGUUAAACUGUGAGUACGGAGUAGCCUCUUUUCUUUUCCAAAGAAACUGGGGUUUCACUUUCCCAUGCAAAACUUAAGAUACAAGGGUGUCAGCCUAUCACCUCUUAUGUUGGCAAAAUGAAUAGAACUUGUAUUCUUUUGGCAGUGCUCUUGGCACAUGUUGAUUGUUCAUCCUGUUAAUAUCUCAACUAAGCAGUGUUGUUUCCCUUACAAAGGAGCGAGUCCAAAUGCCACAGAAGAUCCCACAUAUUCAGCAAUAGAGAGUAAUGAUCCCAGUUUCAAUAUAAAACUUGGUGUUAUCAUUGGAUGCACAAUAAGUGCUUUUUGUGUCGUGGUGCUUGUGCUGUUCAUAAUAUGGAGAAAUCCAUGCAGGUUGGUCAAGUGGUUAUGUUAUUUGCAAAUUCCCGCGUGCGUUAUGAUUGGCUACAUGCCACAAACUCUGUUGAGACGGUCACUUCCAGUUAUUUCUGUAUCCAUGUGCUUGCAAAGCUCCUUCAUGUGCGUUAUCUCUUCUUUUAAUUUUUCUCCUAUUGCGUCGCUCUUGGUAAAUGCCGUAAAUUUCCCGGGAACAACUAGACCAUUCUCUAGUUCCUUUUAAAGGAAAACCCAAUAAGCGCCGUCCUUCGAAUAAGCGCCCAUUCUUUCAGCUGAAAUUUGAAAUAAGCGCUCGGGUGCUUACUCUAGGAAAUAUAUAAUUUUUUUUCCAUUUUGUCACCUCUUCUAAACAGAACAAGUUAAGCUCCCUCCCCACUCCCUCUUCUAAGUUGUUUAGGAUUAUAACCAAGGUUUAUUAUAUGAGAGGGGAAACGGCAUUUCAUUUGACGACAGUAGCAAUUUUUUAAGCCCAUAAAUACUGAGUAAAAUAAAGACGGGUGCAAGAGUUUUUGUUUGCACUCAAGCGUCUUAUCUGAAUUUAGGUGGCUUGCAACAAAUGUAUGUUUGUUACGGGCGACCAGAGGAGCCCGCAAACCUAAUUUGAGGUUGCUAUAGCAUUACGCAUGUGCGGCACGUUUGCAGCCAGACUAAGAGUAAAUGCAAUGCUAAGAAGAGCGAUCUGAUCACGCGUGAUUUGACCUUUUAUUAUAUCCAUUUUGAAAUCCUUGUUGUCUGAUCGGCUGUCCUCAGUGUGAUUUAUUCACGAAUCGCACUAUUUUUAGCUCUAAAUCACAUCUGUUCGAAAUCGUGUCAUUCAUGUCCUAAAUUGCAUCAUUUCUGUUUUAAAUCGCACCAUUUUGGCUCUAUAUUACAUCACUUCUGUUUCGGGUAUAAAAUGAGAUGUAAAAGCCUUUUUGCUUCGGCUUUUCGAUAAACCGGCUACUAGGUCAAAUAAAUAUUGGUACUGACAGGAUUCUGCGAUUUCAAAAUGGCCGUAAUAAUGUGGUAAUUGAACUUCAUGUCGUGCAAUUUUGGUCUGAAUUCAUAUUUGUGGUCUCAAAUGGAACUCGCGCUGCGCGCCCGUCCAAUUUAAAAUCACGCGUAUGAUUUCAGACCAAAUUGCACUCCACUCAGUUCAAUUACCAUUAUUUAUCACGUGAAUCUCAGGCAAAGCACCAGGUUGGAGCCACAGCGUUUUGAGCUGCGACCUCUCCCGCACUCCCCAACCAUUGGCUAUUACUAAUCUACAAUCGUUCUUAUUUUUUCAGGCAAGCAGCAGUUAACAACGGAAAAAAACAUAUGCUUGUUAAUGGGCAAGAAUCGCUUCCUACGUCACUUCUUCAGCAGAUUACAGUUGGCAGUGGAUCAACAGAGGGAACAGGCAGUUCAGGAAUGUGUCAAUGCAGGUGUACCUGUGGAGGUCAGUUUUACCAUAUUGUUUUGGUUUUCAAAAUUGGCGACUUCACGCUAUCUACUAUCCACUUGGAGUUGAACCUGCGAUCAGUUGAAAACUAUUAACUUGUCAGCGAAUAACUUUACAAAAAACAAACCUCGAUGGGUCGGCACCCGAGCCCGUGAUAUGGUCAUGUGAUACUGGUCAGCCGAUACUCUGUUUUGACAGCUGUCAACUGACCACAACAUGGAUAUGUAAUAUCAGGGUGCAGGCUCCCACACUAAACAAUGUGAAAUCUCACACUUUCUAGCUACCCUGUGGUGCGGACGGACGGACGGACGGACGGUCACAUGACCACCAAAAUUUUCCAGAGGAUUAGCUGACAAAAUUUUCUUAGCUGUGCAUGAGUCUUCGCUCGCGCGCGCUUCUAGCGCGCGUGGAGCUCCGCUAAAAAGUUAUUCCAAAAAUAAUGGCCCAGUCUUGUUAUUUAAGACUUAUUUAGGCAUUUAAACUGUCUCCUGUCGUUUGUUGCUAUGGAUGGCAAAAAUGGACAUGGAUUAAAACUGUAAAAAUGGGCCAACUUUUUCCAAGUUUUAAUGCUAUUCCGGCAAAAAUCACCCAAAAAAUUUUGAUAGUGAGUGCACCCUGAUGAAAUUUGUUUGAGAUAUUCCUCAUUACUCUACUGGAGCAUUUUUUGUAUGGAUAAAGACACUAAGUUGUGACUUAACCCUUUGAGCCCCAAGAGUGAUCAGCAUCAAAUUUCUCCUCAUAAUUUCAAUGCUUUGUAAAACAGAGUGGUCAUGAGAAUUACGGACAUGAUCACGCAAGAUGAAUUUGCUUGAUGUUUUAUCAACUUCUCCCCACUACUUCUAUGAGAAAUUAAUAGGAGCAACAAAUGAGAAUUCAAAUUUUGAUCUCAAGGCUUAAAGGGUUAAGCAAAUAAUUGACCUAAACUGACAAUAUCCUCUUCACAUAGCCCCAUUAACUAGCCUCACGUGUCCGUUUGCGGUGGUUUCUAACACGCAUGGUGAGUCCAAGUCAAUAAGUAUAUUUGAAAAGAGAGAGCGAGUUAAGAAAAAAAGUUGCCAAUAUGUUUUACGAACCGUUCAGUUCUUGAUGCCGGUUGUCUUUUUAUUGUUUGUUUUCUUUACAGCAAGUCCUGGAUGGCCCUUAAGACCUUCAAUGGUGAGAAUACUUUGUAAAAUUCAUACUGUACUUUCCAGCGAACGUAAGGAGCUUUAAGCCCAGCAUAAACUAUAAAACAUUUUGUCGUGUUCCUUCAAGCUAACCUGUUCACAGACCCUCUAUUUUUCUUUAUAAAACCGCGGGGGAUCUGUGUACAAGUUACCCUAUAAGCGUUUUUAAUUUGAAAUAUGGUGCAAUGUUUCUAUAGUUUGGAGGACAUGUCGAUAGUUUUUUUAUUGUUCCAUUUUAUUCAGGUAAGAGCCAGUUACAAGUUACCAGGUAGCAGUGACAGCACCACACCCAUCACACCGAGUGUGUUUCCAAAUAAACCACAAGAGCCAGAUAGGUAAUGAACUAAACUUGUACGACCAGUUUGUGAAACCGGUUAUCUUUGUCAGGCAUAAUACACCUUGUUUGCCCUCCUCUAAGGUUUCGUCUACACGUACCCGGAUUUUUUUGAAAACGAAGAUGUUUUUCUCCGUCCGCACGUAGCGUAUGCGAAUAUUUUUCGCCUGUCCAGAUCAAACGCUACGACGAUGGAGAUACGAUAGCAUCCCUUACGGAGCAUGCGUAAUGCUAGUAGUAUAUGGUAUACGACAUCAUCGUAUUCGAAUACCUCCGUUUUCUUCCGUCCACACGUAAACGAGAAGCCGGCGUUUUCAAAAAUCUCCACUCUGGAGAGGGUCUUUGAAAAGAUGCGUUUUGGGUGACCGUUUUCAUCAGAUACGUGUGGGCGGUACGCCAAAGCGGAUGAAAAAAAUCUCCGUUUUCAAGCAAAAAGGGAUACGUGUGGACGGGGCCUAAAUUUUGUAUAACAUAUGUUUUUUAUUCCUCGUGGGUAUUUCAGCCGUCCCAAGACGACCCUGAAGAUGACUACCGCACAGGUUGUCGAAACGUCAGUCACUGUCAACAACAGUCCUAUUCAGGACUACGUUCUCCCGGACGAUCCCACUCUACCUACUCUUCAUACAUUCUUCCCUACGUGGUCGGGUCUCGUAUAUUCUUUCCCGCCGUAAUUUUAUUUUCCAAGCGAAAGGACCCCAGUGACCAGGGUCUGUGGUGCGUGGGGUCAAUUCUGAUCUGCAAAGAGUCAGGCAGCAGGCUUUUUGAAGGUGGUUUUAAUGUUUUCCUGACAUACACGUCGUAAUGAAAGUAUAACCACGUUUUAACAGUCAAAUGACAAAUGGGUUGGUUUCUAAACAAACUGAUGCAGUCGAAAGCGAGAUAGAAGAAACUGGUAUCACAAAUUCAGUUUAGAGUGUAAAAACGCCUAAUUUGUCUUUGCAGUGAAGGGAGCUCAAGCCAUCAAGAUCUAAGCAACAGUAGAGGUGCGUUUUUUUACGUGAUAUUUCUCGUAACUUAAUCCCUUGUAACCCUGGAUACACAACAAUACGACAGUUAACACAAGAGCUGCGACACUUGACUGACUGCGACACUGACCCGCCCCAAUUUUACAGUGCGGACACUCAAACCAGUACACUUGGAAGAAGAUUGUCCAAUCACAACUUUUUCUGAAAACAGAAGAUUCUCAAGUUUUUUUGCAAACGGACCAAUAAAAUUCAAGGUUCAACUAUGCAAUCGCUGAAAACUUUAAAACCAUUUGAAGUUACCUUACCCCUCAGGAAACAAGCCUCAAAUUUAUGUUAUUGGUCCGUUUGCAAAAAAAGAAAACUUGAGAAUCUUUAGACUGCAAAACAGUCGUUUUUUUUUCUCAAAAUCAGUAAAGAAAUCGGUAAAGCGUGCCGUAAGAGUCUUACGCGCGCAAAGCGCGCGAGUCUCUUUUAGCGUCUCUCCCCAGGUCUCGCUCUCUGUUUUCAGCCUCGUUCCAGACCUUUUGUUUGACUGCUCGCGCGUACAUGAAUACGCAAAAAUACGGACUGUUUUGCAGUCUAGAGAAUCUUUUGUUUUUCCGCACUGUAAGACGACAACUUUUUACCCACACUUUACUUCAUCAUUCAUCCACGACCCCCUACAGUUUAUUCACUUUCCUGAUCCACAGCGCACGACAAUUUGCCUGCGAGGAAGCUCUCCUUUUGGUGGACUCGCGAGAAGUCACGCGAGAGCCGCACGCGAAAGGAGACGUGGGUGCGAGGGUGGAGAGCUCGCUCGCAGGCUACACGACAGUGAGAUACUUCCUCUUUACUCGGCCAAUUUAGCUUCGUUCUUCUGAAUCCCAUUGUUUUCAUUUAUCUCCGCAAUUAUUUAACUUCACUUGUUUUGUCUUUUCCCCUCACUUCAUCAUUUUUUUACAUCAUUUUUUUUGGAACAGAUUGUCACAUUUAUGUGUCUUCAUCGUCAAAAACGUCUUUUGAAUCGCAAAGAGAAGAUCACUCAACAAGGAUACAGGUGUGAUUGAUUGUCCUUCGUACUCUCUUAUUUGCAAACUGAAUUUAGAAAGAAAUCAAUUAUGUACCUACAAUGAGCUCCCGGACUCAGCAAAGCACUGCAAAUCUUUGGCUCGAUUCAAUUACAUGCUAAGGACUGUUAUUUGGUAAUUUUAUUGCGUAGUUCGUUUUUCACGUAUCUGCCUUUUCAUAUUUGGUUAUAUUAUUGUCAUGGAUUUAAUUUUAGUUUAUCGGGACCCUUGUUUAUUUUGCAUCCGUUUCUCAAGAAAUCCUCCUUAUUCCCGUAAGAUGUGAGGAUUUCGUUCAAAUCUUCCACUUCUUUUAUUUGACCAUAAUUGGCAUCUCUUUCUUUUUCUAGCCUGCGUCGAAGACGUAAUUUAACACCAGUUAGUAACGUCUGCAGGGUGAAGCAGCGCCGAUAUCCUUGUUCCGGACCCCAACUAGUCUGUUACACAGCCGUUUUUAGAGUCGUCACGCAACGCUCUUCCCCACAUUGCGUGACGACACUAAAAACGGCUGUGUAGCAGACUAGCGUCGCAGAGGCUCUAAACCUUCUGUACAGAGCGUCACACAAUAUCGUGUUCGAAUCCCGCAGAGUCGCAAUGACAUAUGUCGCCGUUUUUGAUUGGCUAGUUUCUUACGCAGUUUGUGAUUAGUCCGAUUUGAAUUUAAGUGUUGACAGGCCAAACACGAUUAAUAGCUCGUGACAAGAGAGAUUGAGCUCGUGAUGGUGUGAAACGUGACCUUACAGUCAGCUUAGGACUAUACAAAUGGUUAAGACAAGUGCGUGGGCCGGCUGCAACGCAGACUAGGCCCCAACGGACUCGGUGAAUUACCAGAAAUGCGUUUCGAAUUUUCUUUCAACCUGAUCGGCAAAUUGACGAUGGAUUUUUUGAAAGCCUAUCAUUGUGCGUACUCAAAUCGUGAUACACAGGCGGGGCCCAGAACAAGAAUUUCGGCGCUGUCUCGCAGACGGACUUAACCAGAGUGUAGUAUCAUCUGUAGCGCAGGCUACCUUUUUCUUAAUUUUUUAAAAAAAUAACAUAUUACCUACUGAUACUUACAUACGUGCGUUAUAAAACAAACUGUUUAAAGCUGGUUUGGUUGAAGCAUAUUUCCCUCGCGGCACUACUAAUCAGAAGCACUACCCAGAUCUGGUUAGUGACGCGUCAUCAGAAUGGAACUUCUGCGCUCGUCUCUCUGACGUUAUUUCGCGUGGAAACCAGUGGUUACGUCGCGAAAAGUCAGCUGUUUCAAGCAACUCCGUCUAGUCUAUCCGUUGCUUAGUGUCGCUCAGCCAUCCUAAUCUUACUCUUUCGCUGUCUUUUCCGUCUUCUUUCAGGCUCCAUCAAGAAGUUACAAGCAGAGCAUAUCUGUUGACGUAUGAAUUUCCCCCUAUCACAGUUUUAUUACAUAAUUUCUAUUAAUAUUACAUAAUAUUAUAUCAAUGAACACACAGAACUGGUCUGUGUUGUUAGUUCCCGUUUAUUCUUAAAAGCUAGUUCUUUGCCCGUUUGAAAAUUUAUUAUCCCGAGCUACAGUUUUAGCCAGGAGGGUAUUGAAACAACUUUAAAAAAUUAUUGAUGUUUUAAACGGAAUUGAGUUUGAGAAAUAUGACUUAAAUGCCGUAACGAUAAUUUUUAUAGCAAAAUCUUAUUUUGUACUAUUUUUGCAUUGUCAUUUCAAUUUUUAAGGUCACAGAAGAUAAAGACCUUACUAUUGUUGGUGGAGAAAUUCUUGGUUUGCAACCACGUGACGAGACGGCCAUGUUGGUGGUGAAAAAAUACUCUUUUUUGAAGAAUUUACAUGAAAAUGGUGUUUAGCUCCAAGAGGAGAGAAGUGCAUUGGGAAUAGUUCAUCAUGUAAGCCUUCCGCGAGGUGUCCCGAGCAUCUGUGCAAGUAUGCAUGCAAACCCCCACCCGUCCAUUGCUCGGAAUUGUGCUUGUUCACUGCUCGAAAAAAAUUUACUUAAAUCUAACCCUCACAGAUGGUCGGGACACUUUGCGGAAAGCUUACAUGAUACACUACCCGCUUUUGUUCUUGAUCACCAACAUGGCCGCCGUAGCGUCACAUGUAAACCAGCAAUAUAGGUGCGUGAUGUCUAGUGGGGUCAAAUAAAUCCUCGCGCAUAAUCGUCAACUUUGGAUAAUUUCAACUAGGUUUAAUCCUCAGUAUAGUCCCAACAGUGACAGUUAGGCUGCUUAAAAGGCCAUUUUACGGUUGUGUGCUGUGUGUCUUGGCGUCUGAACAGAAGCGAGGCCGGAGAUGACCUUGUUGACCACGUGAGCUUUUGCUCUGCUUUCUUUGCGUGCCAUGGCAAUUUAUUAGAUCUUUUAGUUAUUAAACCAAUACAAUGUUAUUAUAAGUAUAACCAUCAUCAUCAUCAUCAUCAUCAUUAUCAUCGGCGACAAUAAUUCUGAGGAUAAUCGCAUCCUUUUGCCCGUUUCUGACAGGCCAAAAAAUACUGGACUUGAUAAUCUGAGAUAUCUUGCAGAUAAUACUUUUGACUAUCGUUUAUCUGAUUUAUCGGACCAAAAUCAAAUCAGCCUUCAGCUUUCGCAUUGCAGAUAACUUAUUUUUUACUUAUUUUACAAUCUGACCCUGGUGAAGGCCACUGAAAUCGCUAUAACUGUAUUUAAUAUUUAAGCUGAAAUAUAUUUAUAUUUGUUGCCAAUCAAAAAUUAUUAAAACUACUCAAUGUGAUCUAUUUAUAUUUAAACUGAGGUGAUGUGCCUGUAUCUCUUGAAUCUAAAGCGUUUUUUUAAAUAUUUUCAACAAAAAGCAGUCAGAGUUUCUUCCUGUUCGGACCAAUGUGGCCUUCUACAAGGUUCUUGAAUUAUACCUUUACGAGUGUACCGCCAGUUUGAGCAUUUAAACUUAAUACAAAAUUGGUUCUUUACCGUAUUUAAAACGAAGAAAAUAACCUUAUUGCACAUUACAUGAUUUUACACCAUUUUUACUAUCUGAUUUUAAAAAUUCAAUUCGUGGAAUCUUUCGUACUUUUUUUAAAACGAACAUUAUACCCGCUGAUUAUCAAUUAUGGUUCUCUUUAAGGACAUCAAUGUUAGAACAGUACCCGCGACCAGUCUAGUCACACUCAGUUUUCGAUUUUCUUUCCUAACCAUAGCAUACCAGACCAAAAUAAUUCCAUUAACUAAGCGUUAUCCAUUAACUGUUAUAUAUAAAAACUUGAAGGUAAAAAUGCUUGGAAAGGAAUAAUCCGCAAGUUAUAUCAUCGCGUGCAUUCUAAUCUUUAAUCCUGUCGGUCUGCACUAUAUUGUUCGCAUUGUAACAAUUUGUUUGAUAAUUAUUGCACAAAUUCCUGUUAUAUUUUUUCUUCGAUUGUGGAUACUAGCGUUGUUAACAUAACUUGUACUUAAGCCUUAAACCUUCCUUCCACAAAGGGCAAAAUGUUGGCUUAGGGGAGGGGUAGGUGGGAGGUUACCCAGAAACCCAAAUAGACCUUUUUAGGUAGUGUUUUCUUUUUCCCCGUUUCAGACCAGGUGAUAGUACCCCAGAGAACUGUUUCUUUCAAACGUGCAUCCACGUGCAUAUGUAUGCAUAAUUAAUGAAAAAACAAAGAGGCAAAUUCCCUAGAUAACAUCACGUGGUCUUAAUUGGGAAAACGAAACAUACAAGCUAAAAAGAUCCAUUGAUCCGGAGUGUUUGAGUUGACAUGGCAACCAAACCUGAAUUUGCGCUCAUCGUUCAUGGAGCAGCUCAUCCCUCCGUCAGUCCUCUUUUAACUCAGUUGUAACCACGUGAUCGGUAUAAUGUGUAUCAGGUAGAAGAUAUAACACUGCAUUGAGCAGGUCUCCUAUGCCACUUGUGUUAUGUAAGUUUUAUAUGAUGUAAUAAUAUUGAUUAACUUAGUUACAUUUACGCAUUUAAGACAGUUAUCAAGGCCUGGUAUAAAAUUCGACGCGAAGUGCAAUCGUUUCUUAUGCAUAACAUUUUACUUUAGCCGUGAAGGUAAUCUUGGAGCUGUCCACACUUGGUGCCCCGUGACCAGUGCCUGGGUACCCACUACCGGCACAAAAUGGAGUUGUGCACACACCUUGUGUAGCCUAUAUGCGACUGUGUGCAUGUUUACUCCAUUUCCCCUUUUCUGCUGCCAUUUUGAAACUUGAGCUCAGAAGCGAGUACCCCAGUGGACUGCCCCAGCUGAACUAACAAAAGCAGGUGCAUACCGGGACCUGGUGCCCACUUUUUUUUCCCUAAUUCUAUUCUAGCGUGGGUACUUGGAAAAAGUCGUGUGUUCACAUUAGUACGAUGCGAGCACCGUACUCGGGCAUCGUGCCAGGACACCAAGUGUAAACGCUGCCAUUAAGAAAUACACUGUAUACCAAGUUCCGAGUUUUAUGACAAAGAAUUUAAUAGAUGGUAGUAGUAGGUUUUGUUGUCGAGUAGUACAGCAAGCUCUAGACAAUAAUACAACAAAAUAUCACUCAUAACGUGUAACUCCAAUGACAUAUCUGGUCACCGUCUUGUAGAUAAUGUUAAUAGUAAACGAAACUGAAGUUAUGUUAUUACUACGGUAAUUUUACGUUAAGUGGCUAGUCCUGUGCAUUCUGUACCCUCCAUGUUCACAUGGUAUUUAGAUGUGUAGAGAAAACGAUAGAAAGAUAGAGAGCCUGUGUGGCGGGCGUUUGAAAGGGAAGGGAAAAGGGAUUUCGAGCGCGUUAGAAGCGCGAAGUACGUGCGAGGAAGGAGGGAAGGGAACGCUUUACUCUCCUCCCUUCUCCCUCGAGCGCUGUCUUCCUUUCCCCUUCCCUUCCAAACGCAUGCCACGCUGGCUAAAAGAUCGAAGGAGCCUGCUGUCAUGUUCAUGAACAUUUGACAACAAAUGUAGAUAUUUUUGCAUAGUGAAACUCACUUCUGCCUUGGUAGAAAGUUGACGCUCGGUGUACGAGUUUUAUUUUCACCUACCAAGCGCAUUAUGCAUUUUGGUAUGGUUAUCGAGUUGUAAGGUUUAUGUUUGCAGACAGCAAGAUCCUUGGUUGGAGUAGAAAUUGUUUCAUAUUUCUACCAGUUGUACAUUAGCAUUUAGCAUCUUAAGCAGUAAUUUGUGUAAAGUUUAUAGCAUAUAUUUAGCAGUCAUAUCCUCUCUUAAUAACCCUUAGAACUCUGUUUAAAGACCCUUCCACACUCGAACUCAGAAGUACCUCCUUUUCAGAAACCAUUUCACUCCUAACAAAGGCCAAAGUAAAAUUCAAAAUUUCUUGUUGUAAAACCCUAAGAAAUUAGUAGUACCUUGCAAAAAUUUGUAAAAUUAGCUUUCAUUUGAAUGGUAACACCAUAAGAUUUCGUCCACAGAUUCAAAAGUUAGAAUUAUUGAUCAUCUCUCCUUAACUCAGUCCGGGAGUAGGUCAAGAUGUGUUUGUAUUGUAAAGCCUCUCUCACACAAUUUAAGGCCGCGAAAUGUCUAUGGAAUGCUGGGCAAUUCCCUUCUCAAGGAUACGUACCUUUAGAGCGUGAGUUGGAAAGGGUCUUUGAAUGGAGACUUGAGCUUCGUCGUCUUGCAUGCCUUGACCACUGGUUGACAAAGCAUUAUUUAAUUUUUUGGUCUUUCUGGAGACCGUUUCAGAUAGGAUUAAACAUUAAUUUCCCAGGCAGAAGGACAAAAUUCUUCUUUGAAUUGUAAAGAACCCAUAUGUAAGUGCAGUUAAUUUCAAAUUGUCUCAAUGCAAAAAAAUUAUAUGCCGGGUAAAUUGUACUUGAAGUGCCCGGCUUUUUAUGGAAAAAAUAUUGAUGCAUGCUGUAAUGCCAUAAUACGCGAGAGUUAUUUAUCUCCCUUUGUAAAAAAAAUCCUUGGUGAAAGAUUUCAUAUAAGUGCUAUAUAAUAUAUUUUCAUCAUAUGCUUAUACCUUUGUAAUUUAUACUUAUAUAUAAUAUAUGCACAUGCAUUUUUCAUUUCUGCCUUCUUCUGUUGUUAUUUUUUUAUAAGCAACAAGAUGAUAAUGUGGCGACAAUUACUUUACCAGGGUAAUUUUUAUACUUAGUCCUCUGAAAACAUAUUAAGAAGACAACACAACAUUGUACAAGGAAUAUUAUAUAUUAUAUAUUUUAAAUAAACCCUGGAAAGCUAAAUACAAG
This is a messenger RNA of Porites lobata, 35588 nucleotides long. The record is from the annotation of a GenBank genome assembly. Lineage: Eukaryota; Metazoa; Cnidaria; Anthozoa; Scleractinia; Poritidae.